Messenger RNA from Macrosteles quadrilineatus (aster leafhopper), 1099 nucleotides. RefSeq lists its product as uncharacterized. The transcript is spliced from 12 exons. Bases 50 to 973 code for a protein of 307 amino acids. The record is from RefSeq and is a predicted model, not a curated record. Lineage: Eukaryota; Metazoa; Arthropoda; Insecta; Hemiptera; Cicadellidae.
UAGUGAAUGACGCACACAUUCCACGUUUGCCUGGUAUAAGUUGGUGUGAAUGUUAGUUCAAUUACAUCGCCCCAACAUGAAGCCCUUUCAUUAUGUUCUUGGGGUGUACGUGUUGGCAUUGCUACAAUGGGAGAUUGAUGCAACACAAAAGAUACCGGUACUAGGAGAAGAACAAGCAAAUCCAAAGUGGGAAACUGUUCAAAUACCGAACACUCUAAUGGAUCCCGAACAUCCUGAAGAUGGCACUUGGCGAGCGUAUGCGAAGGGAAACCCUACUUGGGAGGUGCAAUAUGACAGGAUACGUGUAGGGACCCAAUUUGCCAACCGGAAAAAAAUCUACAAGGGAAGAGAAAUUGCACUUUUAUUCACUGAUUGUUACGGUGACGAACACAUCGCAGACGAAAUUCGCAAUAAAAUGGUGUUACAGGCUGCAGCAGAAUUUUCCAGAAACAACGUAAGAAAUGGCAUUGUUUUAGCUGUAUUUGAUGGCGUCAUUUGGGAAGCUGACAAGGAUCCCAUGACUAGAGAAAUCCUUGAUAAAGGAGGAAGAAAUGUUUAUUUUGAUAUGGAAAAUAAGAUACAAAUCAUCGAUGUUGCUGAUAAGGACGAAUUGGAGAGGAGACAUGACCAAUACAAAGGCGCAUAUAUACAUACUCUCUACUACGACCAUGAUGAUGUUGUCCGUGUUGGGGAGGAUGGCAAAUUUCAGUGGAAACCUCUAAUGGAAUAUAUGAGAGUUCAACAUUGGACGAUUGGUCCAAAAUACAAAAAAAUGGUGUUGCUCAAAGUACGAACGUCAUCUGUUCUUAAAGGUGACACUGAGUUCUUUCAGAAAAUAUGCGAAGCAAAGGGGGAGCCAAAGGAAUACCCUGUGGUGUACUAUGAAGCCUACAAAAGAUUGUAUAAAAUAAUUUACUUAAGAGAGGUUGAUUCAACAAUGGAAGAUGCCUGGGAUGAUUGUCCAUUCCAAUAAGAGAGGAAUGAGUCGCUCCAAAAAACCUUUGGAUUAAAAAUAAAAGUUAAUCAUUCUUGAUUUGUUUACUUCACCUUUCUUAAUCACUAAAUAACAAAUAUACUGUAUUUCAAGACUUUAAGGAAA